Cavia porcellus (domestic guinea pig) is the source of this 2878-nucleotide messenger RNA. It is a transcript of the gene Tmem150c, whose product is annotated as transmembrane protein 150C. The transcript is spliced from 9 exons. Gene Ontology annotation, cellular component: plasma membrane. The record is from RefSeq and is a predicted model, not a curated record. Bases 260 to 1048 code for a protein of 262 amino acids. Lineage: Eukaryota; Metazoa; Chordata; Mammalia; Rodentia; Caviidae.
CCCCCGCGCGCUCGGGAUCCUGGUCCCCGCCUCCACCGCAUUGCCGCGCCGCCCCUUGGCAGGUGUCCCCGCCGUCCGCCCAGCCCUCCGCUGAAGGGGGACGCGACCUCCCGGACCCCGGCCGCUCCGCGCCCGCUGGGGCUUGGCGGGCGUCUGGGAGGAGGUGCAACUUGCUCCCCGGUCGGUGCACGGAGCCGCUGUCUCCCGGGCGCGCACGCCGGGAGGAACGGGGCGCUCGGGGUCUCAGGAGGCCACCGCGAUGGAUACCGAGGGCUCGGGUCCUCUCCGCAGUGCAGGCAUGGAUGGGAAGAAAUGCAGUGUCUGGAUGUUUCUACCACUUGUAUUCACUUUGUUUACUUCAGCCGGGCUGUGGAUAGUAUACUUUAUAGCUGUGGAAGAUGACAAAAUUUUGCCAUUAAAUUCAGCUGAAAGGAAACCUGGUGUGAAGCGUGCACCUUAUAUAAGCAUUGCAGGUGAUGAUCCUCCUGCCAGCUGUGUGUUCAGUCAGGUUAUGAACAUGGCAGCAUUCCUAGCCCUGGUAGUAGCUGUUCUGCGCUUCAUACAACUGAAACCAAAGGUUUUAAACCCGUGGCUGAACAUUAGCGGACUGGUGGCGCUGUGCCUGGCUUCCUUUGGAAUGACCUUACUCGGUAAUUUCCAGCUUGCGAAUGAUGAAGAAAUCCACAACGUGGGAACAUCUUUGACCUUUGGAUUUGGCACGUUGACUUGCUGGAUCCAGGCUGCCCUCACACUCAAAGUCAACAUCAAGAAUGAAGGACGGAAAGUUGGAAUCCCACGGGUGAUUCUGUCUGCAUCAAUCACUCUCUGUGUUGUCCUCUACUUCAUCCUCAUGGCCCAGGACAUCCACAUGUACGCAGCCCGGGUGCAGUGGGGCCUGGUCAUGUGCUUCCUGUCAUACUUUGGCACCUUCGCCGUGGAGUUCCGCCACUACCGCUACGAGAUCGUAUGUUCUGAGUACCAGGAGAAUUUCCUGAGCUUCUCGGAAAGUCUGUCCGAAGCCUCUGAAUAUCAGACCGACCAGGUGUAACCCAUCAGUCUGUCCUUGCUGGUGAGGACGCCUCGUUCUUCCCACGUUCCUCCGUGUCUCGUGGUGACCUCCCUCCCAUGGAGUAAGUGGGCCAGACAUGUGACAUGGGGUGGUGCCGACUCCCUAAGUUGCCUUCAGGACCAAAGGGCUUGGAACGAACACAUGAGGACACUGUAACAGUCCUUGAGUGGCUAAUCAAUGUCAUCUGCCUGCCUGGAUGCUGGGUAGAGAGUUGACCCUGUAUGGUCUGAAAGAAGGCACGGACAAACUUUCCCACGAAUGUUGUCCUCUGCAUCACUCGGUGGUUGGCUCUGUGGCCCAGUGAAAGGGACCUGAAACGGCGUGUGUGAGGGAAGGCGCAGCCAUGGUGGGGACAUGAACCGCUGUGCCUGGGAAAGACCUGCAGAUGUGAGCAUUCACAGGGACACAGUCCACUUGGCCUGGCACAGAUGUGGGCACCGAGGGAGGGGUUUAACUUCCACAGUAAGUCAUGUACAGUUUUUGUUUUAUAGUUCAUGGUUUACCUUUUUUUAAAAAAAGGAACUAUCAUAGGUCUCUCUAGAGCUCAUGGCCAAAGAAGGGACCAAAGGCAAGAACUGAGCUUGCUCUGGGUUGAAACAUGAAAAAACAAAAAAGGUUACCUGCCGGUUUGAUGUUUAAAACUAAAAAAAGUUCACAGAGAAAUAUGAAGAAGUUAGAACCCAUGGGGAUGGAGAAGGGGCUCCUGCUGGGCCCUUCUACAGGUAGGGAUUUAGGGCUGGAGGUGCUGCUGGUGUUUGCCGAGCAUGUGUGAGGCCUGGUUCCACCCCAGCACCACACACGCGCGCGCACACACACACACACACACACACACACACACACAUUUCAGAGCAUCUCGCUCCAGGUGAAAUCUGAGGAGACUUUCUUAACAUGUAGCUGUUCCUUCAAUCUGACAGUGUUGGGACUAAGGGCUUUUCAAACUUGGAAUUUACAAAUUAAAAGAUUAUUUUCCCCUCCGAACCAUAUUGGUAUGACUGGGCCCCUACAACCCAAGGAGUGGUCCCCACUCUCGGAGUUCAGAACUGCAGCUGUGUGGCCAGGUGUCUCAGGCCGUGCAUCACAGAGCCAAACCUCACAUUCCACACGUGUGUCACUGUGGGCCAAGUGACAGACCACUUCCCCCCAAACGCACUGUUUUGAGAAAUCCCUAAACGUGCUGCCUGGGGGGCCUGGGACUGCAUGGACUGCGAUGUGAAAAACACUGUUUUUCAAAUUCAUCCCAGAGCCUGCACUUCCUGAGGGGUCGAUUGUGACCUCCUCCUCACUUCUGCCUAGCACAGUGCCUGGCACGUCUUAGGUGCUCAGUACACAUCUGCUGAGAAUUUACCUGUCAUUUCUGAGUGUGGGCAAAAGUAUCCGAGAGACUGAAAGGUGAGUGUGCAAACAGACAGCUGUUUCACGUGAGACAGGAUGGCAAGAAGUCUUGAAAAGGAUGAGGUGAGGACUGAGUACUUACCUGUAGCGGGGAAGUAAAAGAGGAAAGGCUUGUUUGGAGAACGUUCGCCUAGUAAAGAGGCAUCUUACUGUAAAUAGUCCAAUGUGACAUUUAUUAGUUUUGAAUACUGCUUUUGGGUUUCUUUUUUUUUUUUUUUCAUUUUUAUAUUUUAAAAAUUUUAUCAAAGGACGAAGUUACAAGGAGUUUUAUUUUACACAAUUGAAAUUAAGCCGCUUUGGUGAUGCACUUGUACACUUUCUUAAGAGUCAAUCGAAUAGCACAUUUUAGCAGAAUCGAGCAAUGGCUAACGUUAUCCACUGGGAUCUGGCCACUAAAUAAAACUCUUUUAUGCAGAA